Messenger RNA from Penicillium waksmanii, 1407 nucleotides. RefSeq names its product ice-binding family protein. NCBI's taxonomy places the organism in Eukaryota, Fungi, Ascomycota, Eurotiomycetes, Eurotiales, Aspergillaceae. The transcript has a single exon. The record is from RefSeq and is a predicted model, not a curated record. The coding region runs from base 1 to 1407 and encodes 468 amino acids.
AUGUUCCUAAAGCUCCUCACUUCCGCUCUCCUCUUCUCUACCUUCAGCAAUGCACUGGCACCAGUUGGCCUGGGCACGGCUGCGGCCUAUCUGGUUCUUGGUGGCCAAGCAGUGACAAACACAGGCCCAACGAUUGUUGACAGUGGUGGCAAUCUUGGAGUCUCUCCGGGAACGUCUGUCACCAACUUCCCUCCUGGAGUAGUAGUUCCCCCAGGAGUAAUCCACAUUGCCGAUGCCAGCGCAGCUCAAGCACAGUUGGAUCUGGUGACUGCAUAUAAUGAUGCAGCUGGCCGGCCAUCUGCCACGCUGGAACCGACAGACCUUGGUGGUCUAACCCUUACUUCUGGUGUAUAUCAGUCUGUCCCAGGUAGAGGUCCAAUGACCAUUACAGUCGGUCGCACUCUCACGCUUGACGCUCAAGGAGACCCGAAUGCGGUUUGGAUCUUUCAAACCGACUCCUCCCUCAUUACUUACAGCGGGUCCCGAGUGCUGCUGAUCAAUGGUGCCCAACCUUGCAAUGUCUUCUGGCAAGUGGGAAGUUCUGCUACCCUUGGGACAACAAGCACUUUCGUUGGAACCCUCAUGGCACUCUCAUCUAUCUCGGCUCAAACAAACGCGGUAAUUCAAGGACGUCUUCUUGCACGUAAUGCGCAAGUGAGUCUGGACAGCAAUACAAUCACUCUUCCGAAUUGUGCCAUCAUCACAUCGACCACUUCCACAUCGACCACUUCCACAUCGACCACUACCCUAUCUACCACUACCACGUCGACCACUACGGCGACAGGGCCAAUCAUUACACUGCCUAUCAUAGGUCCCAUAGGUCCCAUUUUAGGCGGCGGCAUUGGCAACAGCGGUGGCAUCAGCGGCGGCAUCGGCAACCACAACGGUGGCGGCGGCGUCGGCAACGGCGGCGGCGGCAUCGGCAAUGGCGGCGUCGGCGGCGACGUCGGCAGCGGCAAUGGUAAUGGCAAUGGCGAGGGCAAGGGCAAGGAAAUAGGGAAUGGCAACAGUGUCCCAGUGCCCAUCAGCGAGCAUAACCACUACCACGACCAAGGUCAUGACCAAUAUGGAGCAGACAGCGAUCACUAUGGAACAGACAGCGAUCACUAUGGAACAGACAGCGAUCACUAUGGAGCAGACAGCGGUCACUAUGGAGCAGACAGCGGUCACUAUGGAGCAGACAGCGGUCACUAUGGAGCAGACAGCGGUCACUAUGGAGCAGACAGCGGUCACUAUGGAGCAGACAGCGGUCACUAUGGAGCAGACAGCGGUCACUAUGGAGCAGACAGCGGUCACUAUGGAGCAGACAGCGGUCACCAAUAUGAUCGAACGGCAAACAUGGAGGAUGUGCAGGAGGCAAUCCAGCACGCCCAGGAAGCUGCUAACGUAUACAAUGCACGCCAUUAA